GAGUCUUUAGAUUGCUGAAGUUCUGCUGCAGCUGUACUCGAUGGAGGGUCUCCCGGAGCCACUGCUUGCAGAGAUCAUCAAGAGGAUUACAAGCACAAGUGAUCUUAAUUCUCUUUCACUUGUUUCAAAGCAGCUCUACAGCGUUGAUGCGGAGCAUAGAAAUGCUAUCCAUGUGGGCUGUAGACUCAACCCUACAACAGAAGCCUUGGCAUCGCUAUUCUCCCGGUUCCCCAAUUUGGCGAAAGUGGUGAUCAAUUACUCUAGUUGGACGUACAGUCAGGGGGACCAGUUGAACAACCAAGGCCUCCAUGUUCUAUCAUCUCACUGCCCCUGGCUAUCUGAUCUCACUUUAAGCUUUUGCUCAUACAUUAAUGACACUGGUCUUGGUUACAUAUCACACUGCAAAACGUUGAGGUCCCUCAGGCUGAACUAUGCACCAGAAAUAACUUCUGUUGGGCUUUCCCUGGUGGCGAUUCGUUGUAGGUAUCUUUCUGUUCUUCACCUUGUUGACUGUAAGGCAAUAGACAGUGUGGAGUGGCUGAUGUACCUCGGUAAACAUGGAUCAUUGGAAGAACUAGUGGUGAAGGAUUGCAAAGGAAUCAGCCAGUAUGACCUCCUAAAGUUUGGCCCAGGAUGGGCAAAGCUCAAAAAGUUUGAGUUUGAAAUUAAUGGAAAAUAUUGGUCGAGUCGGCCCUAUGAUCCCGCAUAUGUGACUGGCUACCCAUAUAGCUAUGACAUCUGCUGUGAGAAUCUGAAGGAUCUUAGGCUGUCUCAUAUUGUAACUGAUCAAGAAAUUGGACUUCGUUUCCUCCUGGGGAGGUGCAAAGCACUGGAGAUACUUUACCUAGAGUAUGUUAUUGGUCUAGAUGAGAGUGAGAUGAUUGCACUGUUCAAGAGGUGUAGCAACCUUAAAACUAUCUCACUUCGGCUCAUGCCUCUGCGAUGUGGUAUUCAGUUUAGGACGGCAUUGACCGAUGACAGCCUCACGGUGCUAGCUCUCAGCUGCCCAAUGCUUCAGGUUGUUGAACUCACCUUCACGUUUUGCGAUGAUGAUUGGCCAACAGAAAUAGGUUUCACACAAGAGGGUAUCGUGAAGCUCAUGCAGUCUUGUCCAAUCCGCUCUCUUGUUCUAAAUGGUGCCAGCAUUUUGAACGAUGAGGGAAUGAAGGGCCUCUCAUCCUCGCAGUUUCUGGAGACAUUAGAACUUGUGGACUGCCAGUCUAUAAUGGAUGCUGGGAUGAAUUUCAUUGUCCAGGCUCCUUGUUUGAGUAGCCUCACACUCCGGAAAUGUGACAAAGUGACUGAUGUUGGAAUGGCUGCGCUAGUAAGAGCACAGAAGCUGGAGUCACUGACCAUUAUUGGCUGCCGUCAGAUCUCUCAGGAGGAUGUGCAAUGGGCUGCCAAAACAGUUAAAUACUCCAAGGAGAUUGAAAGCCACGACAGUCUAAAAGCAAUGAACAUCAUUUUGCAUGCAAAUAGACGUUGGUCGGCCAUGAAUUCGAUCUAUGGCUGUUAG
Lolium rigidum is the source of this 1516-nucleotide messenger RNA. Its product is annotated as F-box/LRR-repeat protein 14-like. Gene Ontology annotation, biological process: SCF-dependent proteasomal ubiquitin-dependent protein catabolic process. Gene Ontology annotation, molecular function: protein binding. The record is from RefSeq and is a predicted model, not a curated record. NCBI's taxonomy places the organism in Eukaryota, Viridiplantae, Streptophyta, Magnoliopsida, Poales, Poaceae. Bases 41 to 1516 code for a protein of 491 amino acids. The transcript has a single exon. Gene Ontology annotation, cellular component: SCF ubiquitin ligase complex.